AUGCGGCUGCUUCAGGCUCUUUGCCUCUUGCUUUGGGUACCUUCGUUUGGCCACAACUGUGGCAAAGCUGCGUCGAACGAUGCCGGUGGCCACACUUGCAGUGGUCGUGUGGACUGGCUCGUUGGCUUCAAGGAGCUCACGGAGGAGGAGGCGGGCAUGCAGGUGGCUUCGGAGUAUCCGCUGUCCUGCUGGCGAUGUGGCUUUCAAAGCUCCAGCUGCAAGCUCCCACCGCAGUACCACGAUCCCCAGCUGCAGCAGCUGCAGAUGAUGAACUGUGGCAAAGUCCAGAAAGCCAUCGCGCAGUUCCAGAACGACGUGGAACUGGAGAGCAGCCACUGGGCCAGUCCAGACCAAUUGACUGUGUGGCAGCACAAGAGCAAAGAAGCAGGAGCCUUUUGUCGGCAGUCGGCCGAGCUGUUGGACAAUGACCAGUUCGAGGCAGCGGCGGUGGUGUCGCUUUACGCUUGGAGUCAUGUCAUCAUGGAUGAUUCGCAGUGUUGCGACCUACUACGACCUCCCUUUUGUCUGCAGGCGCAUGCGUCCUGGUCCACGCUUUCCGUCGCGGUGCUCGUAGGAGGUGCCUUCCUGGCAUUAGGAUUCUCCAUCAUCGCAUCGCUGACGGUUCUGAGCCCAUCGCCGACGCCUCAGGGGCCAAGCUGCUCGCCUGGCCUCUAUGCAAUGCCUCGAUCUAGUGCUCCUGCUCCCGCAGAUCUCCACCAGGAGCUGCUGAAGCAUUGGAUGAAGGACCACUCCCUCCGCGGCCUCCACGGGGCGCAGCACUUCGCGGAAAGCACGGCCAGCCUCUUCUCCGCCCUCUACCAGCGCUUCGACUUCCAAGUCGACAACGUCAGGAACCAGUUCGACCACCUCCUCUCGCUCUGGCGCUCGCACUGCGCGGUCCUGGCGGACUUGGAUCUGGAGCUGGAGGAGGAAGGGGACUUCCUCACGGAAGCGGUGGUGAACGAGCAAACUCUUCUGCAUGAAGCUCUCCAUGCCAUGCAUGCCGAGUUGUUGGAGGGCUUCUUGCGCUGGCGAGAUGCUCUGGCCGCUGAGCUACAGGAGCCGCUGAGCGCUCGGCACGGCUUGGGCCUGGGUGGGGCCCGCUGGGCGCAGCUGCCGCAUGGAGCCUGGUUGGACGCCGACGGCACCAUGUCGCGGGCCGCGAAGAUCAGCAGCAAACACCUAGCCGAAAUCGCGGUCUACUUGCUGGUCUGGGGUGAAGCUGGCAAUUUGAGGUUCAUGCCCGAAGUGGUGUACUUCUUGACUGAGUUGUCUCUUUCUGCAGACGACCCUCAUGGCGAAGCUUUUUAUCCAAGAGGCACGGGACAGGCAUCCAGCCCGGACCGAAAGGGCAACAGCAACAACCUCUUCCUCGCUCGCAUGGUCCGUCCCAUCUACAACUUGGUCUUCGACGAGUGGUACGACUGCGUCGACUUCAAGCGGAUCUCAGCAGCUGAGCGCGCCAGCGGCGUCGUGCACGAGUUCAGGGAGAAGCUGCCGACAUUUCACCGCGGUUUCGAGGCUUUCUUGCCGCCGGACAUCGCUAACUACGAUGAUUGGAACGAAUUCUUCGCCAGCGCGACCCGUUUGCGGCGAGGGAUGCCGCGGCUUUUUGAGUCUGAGCAUGGCAAGCGCUUUGCCAUCCUGCAGGAGUUCAACCUGACCAAGAUGCUUAACUCCUCCAAGACGAAGACCCACCGUGAGGUGCACUCACUAUGGGGUGUCUUCGCAUCCACUCAGAGGAUUUGGCUGCUUCACUCCUUACUGUUCUUCACCGCAAUCUGCAUCGUGGCAGGGGAGCCCAAAGACGAAGAGGAGGAGGAAACGAUGGCCGGGCGGACCGCACCGGUGCGCUUCGCAGCUCUAGGUCUUGUUGCUCCCUGUCACGCCCUCCUGGUGACUGUGUCGCGGCUUUAUACUUGCGGCAGUGCCACGAGGAAGGCCAUUUUUGGCCUAGGAUGCUGCUGUGCCAACGCCUGGCGCGUCUUUCUAUGGCUGCUCCCAGUGAUCACCUACGCUGCCGUUCGCUAUGCAGACUUGGUUUGGAAGAACAGCGAGUAUCUGAUAUUGGAAUACUGUCUCAUCGGGCAUACUGUGGUCUCAGUGUGGGUGGUGGCUUCUUUGCUGUUCUUCUCUGACCGAAGCUUUGACAUGCCUUACAAGGACAGACCGCGAGCACCGCUGCGGCUCAGGAUCACCAGGUAUUUCUUCUGGUUUGUAGUCCUGGGCGCCAAGUUUCUGGUGGCGGUCGUCCUCUUCGUCUCGAUCUUUGCGCUGAUCCUGGAUCUUCAACUGGAGCCCCUGGGCCGAGCCACCUCCCAGGAUAUCCGGAUCGCUUGGCACAGCAGCAUCUGGGCACGCGAUGUGCUCAUUUGGUUGUGGCUGUGGUUCUCCAGCCUCUUCAUCUUUUGUGCUGACACGCAGCUUUGGUUCACUGUUGGGUGCACCUUCAUGGGCAUGGCCAGUACUUUUGUUCAGCGGAAAUGCUACGUCUUCGAUUUCGCGCUGGAGGAUGCCAUGCACAAGCUUCCCGAGCGCUUUGCGCAGAAGGUGCUGAGAUACUCUAACGAUGGCAAGCGUGCUUUUGCGAAGACGUGGAACCUAGUCGUUCAGCACAUGACUAGGGAACACAAGAUAAACAUGCGAGACAGCGGCGAGCUGUGCUUCGACUACAUCACGUCUGAAGAGCCUGACCCUCCGGUCCUCUUUAAUAAAGAGAACUGCUUGGAGAGAGCAGGCAAGCAUUACUGUGGAAUCACCGACACUCGCGAGUGGCCUGGGAACAAAGAGCUGCAGUGGCGAUUCCUGGCACUUGCACGAGGUGUUGGUUUGCAUGUUCCGAGACCUUACCGGUCUCCCUAUUUGCCGGGCAUGACGGCAUUGAUCCCGCACUUCGAGGAGCCGAUCUUGAUGAGUCAGGAGGACUUGUACAGCGAGGCUGCGGGUGAAGCGCGCGAGCUGGGCCACCUGAUCGACUACUUGCGCAUCAAGUAUGUCGACGAGUUCAAGAAUCUGGCCCAAAACUGGUCCGUCCCAGGUGGCGUGAGGAAUUGGUCGCGCUACAGCGAAGAGCAAUGGAAGGAGACAUGUGUCUGGGCAUCCAUGCGCCUUCAAACACUCUGGCGAACCGUGUCUGGUGUUUGCAAGUAUCAUGAUGCCCUGCUGCUGCACCACGAGCUCCAAGGGCUUUCAACAAGUGGGUUGAAAUGGCACAGAGAAGACACAAGAGAUGUGUUCCGCUGCCUGGUCUCCAUGCAGCUGUAUACGUACUUCACCGCGGUUCAGCGCGAACAGGUGAACGAAAUGCUGGAGAGGUUUCCCUCAAACCUGAAGAUCGCCUACAUUGACCACAACCAUCUGGUCGAGAACGGCGAUCGAGAUGGGAUUCAUCCCCGCCAGAGACGAAGAUACUACAGCUGCCUGAUCGAUCGAAGCUGCAAGAAGGUCAAGAACAUGGGCUCCUCGUUCCGGCAGCCCUUGUAUCGCAUCGAGCUUCCGGGAUAUCCAAUCCUGAGCGAUGGAAAAGCUGACAACCAGAAUCAUGCUCUCCCCUUCAGCCGGGGCACUAUCACCCAGUGCGUCGACUCGAACCAAGGUGCUUAUUUUGAGCAAAUGAUGCUGCUGCCUUGCGCUUUAGCCGAGUUCCGGUGGAAUGCAAAGCAGAUUGUCGGCUUUCCCGAGCACAUCACAAGCGACAUGGGUUCUGUUGGUGACUUUGCUGCUGGCUCGGAGAUGGCCUUCUGCACAAUCCUUCAGCGGAGCUAUGCGGUGUUGGGGGCACGGAUGCACUAUGGGCACCCAGAUCUCAUGAACAAGCAGUUCAUGAUGCAGCAGGGCGGCGUCUCGAAAGGCACCAGGACACUGAACCUGUCGGAAGACAUUUUCGCGGGUUUGGAUUUCGUGCUCCGUGGGGACGGCCGGGAGAUCUGCCACAAGGAGUACUUCCACCUGGCCAAAGGGAGGGACUUGGGCUUCAACUCAGUUCUGAAGUUUUUCUCCAAGCUGUCCUCUGGCUCCGGUGAGCAGCUGCUUACACGUCAAAUGUUCCGGCUGGGGCAACUUUUGCCUCUUCCUGAAGCCUUGACUUUAUACUACGCGCAUGCCGGAUACUAUGUGACCCAGUUUCUCCUCUCAUGGGUCAUGCCUACCGUCAUGUUUACCUGGGCUUUGGUUCUGGCGUCGGAUUGCGAUGGCCACUUCGAGGCCUUCGAGUCGAGCUGCGCUCGCCGCCCCGCGGCGGAGCUCAUGGGCAGGAUGUUGGCCAGCAUCUAUACCCUGGCACUGCUGCUGCUUGUGCUUCUGGCAACGGCUGCACCACUUUUCAUGGAAGAGUGGCUGGAAAGGAGCUUCAAGAUCGCUGUGCAGCGGCUGUUGAAGCAAAUCUUCACGCUCUCCUUCUUGAUGUUCGUUUUCCAAGCGAAGAUAAUUGGCUUCUAUGUCAUCAACGAGUUACGCUACGGCGGUGCCAAAUACAUCAGCACCGGUCGAAGUUUGCCAACAGAGCGUCGGCACUUCAUCCGGGCCAAGACGGAGCCUGACGACUUCGAUGGUCUUUACUUAGAUUACGCGGUGCAAGCGUUCUACGAUGGGCUGAUCCUCCUCAUCGCCUCGGUGAUGGUCGUCGGUCUGGGAGGGAUGAGCUCUGUUAACGUCUAUCGUCACCGACUUUCACCCGUUUGGGUGUGCAUCGGAUUGACAAUCAUCUCUUGGCUUUAUGCCCCUUUCAUCUUCAACCCGCACCAGUUCGCCCGUCGCCACAUAGAGGAAGACAGGAGGAGUUUGUGCGCCUUUUUCUUCAAGAAUUGGGGCCGUGGAUGGAUCCGAUGGUAUGAGGAAUGUCAGCUAAAGCCACGUGCUGGAUUGAGUAUUUCCAUGUUGGACUUCAACUUUCUGUUUGUAUUCUUGGGCGUGUCGGUUUGGUUUGCUGUUGUCAACCACAAGGUCAGUAUGUUGCAGGUGAUCUUCUCCAAGCACGCCCUUAUGGAAGAGGUGGCUGCGCUGACACUACUACCACCAGUCGCAUUCUCCAUGGUCUUCUGCAUGUUAGCCGCCCUCGGGUGUAGUUUCACCAGCUGUAUCAGGAGAAGCUGUAGAUCCACUACGCGGUCCAGCUGGGACGUGCUGAAAGCAUUGGUGCCAUUGUUGGCCCCAGUUGUGGUCCUUCUGCAAAUCGCGGAAGCUGCGCUCUGCUUGGACAUACUGCGAAACACUGGCCGAUGGAAAGACUACAUCGCCGGGUUCAUCCUGAAAUAUCUUCUAUUGGAGGUGAUGAUUUACCUUGCAGAAGGCCUCCUGCGCUCCCGCUGUGCGAGGGGCGGUCUCUGCAAACCGGAGCGCGGGCUUCAGGCAUUGUAUUUCUGGGUGCUCACCAACCGCAUGUUCAGGGACAUGAUCACUUCCACAGUGAUCCUGGUUCCCCUUCUCAUCCUUAGCUACUUCAACAGUGCAGUGCGAAGACUGUGCAGCUCUUUCGACCUGCACGAGUUCCUGAUAUAUCGCAGCACUGGCCAUCGCGCUCGCCGCAGAUCUUCCGCGUGCGGUGGGGAGACAGACUCAGAGCCCAGUGAUGAGCAAACAAGCGCGGAGACAAGCAGCAGUGACGAGGCGGCUCCCCUACCAGUGAGAGCAAGGUAA
Messenger RNA from Symbiodinium sp. CCMP2592, 5634 nucleotides. The record is from the annotation of a GenBank genome assembly. NCBI's taxonomy places the organism in Eukaryota, Dinophyceae, Suessiales, Symbiodiniaceae.